Ogataea polymorpha is the source of this 785-nucleotide messenger RNA. RefSeq lists its product as uncharacterized. Bases 297 to 506 code for a protein of 69 amino acids. Lineage: Eukaryota; Fungi; Ascomycota; Pichiomycetes; Pichiales; Pichiaceae. The transcript has a single exon. The record is from RefSeq and is a predicted model, not a curated record.
UGUACAUCAGCACGUCCCAGCGUCUUGUCGGGACGGUGGAGACGAUCGACCCGCCGCUGGGACUGCUAAAAACUGACAUCGAUACAUCGGGCAAGUGCGAGUUUGUGGAUGUCAUCAGGAAGAAAGUGGUGUUUAAGCUACGGCCCCUGCCCAUUAUGUGAAAGGAUAUUCACACGCUACUCAGGGGCGGUUUUCUGACGAAUCAGGGCUUGUUGAAGCUUGCCAAACGUUUAGGACGCCGAUAUGGAAGUCCUCUUUGGGAACUGCUGUCUCUAUUUGCCCGAUCAGGCAACAUAAUGGCCUGUACCAGACGUCUCAAGUUCCUGAGCUGUUUGUGGUGGUUCCUGCCGCGGCCGACCACAUUGGCUUCAGUUGGUUCCUUUGACGUCCCGAUCAGGAAAUCGGGCUGUGCAGAGUCCGGGGUCGAGCACCUUCCCGAUAUGGACGUGAAAGGUGAAAAGCCAGACGAGAGGACGGUGGUGCUGGGCAGAGGAUGUUAUCGAUAGCACAAACGUGAAACGAGGAUGCAUUGGCGACAGGGAUUUGGCGAGGGCCAAUUUGAGCAGACAGGCGUAUAUAAGGCAGUCUGGAUCCUGUUUGCUACUCAUUAACAUCUUCACUUCAAUCGACUCCACAAUGAUCUUCAACCGUGCUACUUUCUACGCUAUGAUUCUUGCUGUUGCCUACGCUGCUCCUAUUGCAGAGGCCGAGGCUCUGGCAGAGCCACUGCCGGAGGCCAAUGCUUUGCCAGGCUGGGGUUGGCACAGAGUGAACAGAAACGAGGU